Cinclus cinclus is the source of this 285-nucleotide messenger RNA. It is a transcript of the gene SMIM36, whose product is annotated as small integral membrane protein 36. The record is from RefSeq and is a predicted model, not a curated record. The coding region runs from base 1 to 285 and encodes 94 amino acids. The transcript has a single exon. NCBI's taxonomy places the organism in Eukaryota, Metazoa, Chordata, Aves, Passeriformes, Cinclidae.
AUGGAGUUUUACUUGGAGAUUGACCCCGUUACCUUGAAUCUCAUCAUUCUGGUAUCUAGCUAUGUAAUUUUGCUUCUGGUUUUCCUGAUCUCCUGCGUGCUCUAUGACUGCAGAGGGAAGGAUCCCAGCAAGGAAUAUGCUCCUGAGGUCCCUGCAGACACCCAGCCCCCGAUCCGGCUGGUGGUGAUGCAGCAGGGCUCCCCUGGCACUCGCUGGGCAAAGGGGCUCAUCUCUGCCUACGAGAACCCUGCUGAUCUGCCUGGGAAAAGGACUACAGUUGUGUGA